AGCAGUCGAUUAAGCAUCUAACUCCUGUUUUACAAAAGUUCAAUGUUACACACGUAAUUAAGAGAGUACCGAUAGCCAUCCCUCACAACCAAACGUUCACGGCGAAGCGCUGCUGUUCCGAUGGAUGAUCUACGCACUAUGUUGUUAAGUAGUGGUGUUCCUGGAUCAGGCGAUCCAGGGCCGCCCUUAGCUGUCCUAUAUAGCCGCUGCCAUAAAGUCCAUACGGAACAAGACCGUCUAGUUGCUUCGCGAGAUCCAGAACUGAUCGAAGCGGCGUUGUCACUAUUAGCGCAUACGGAAACAGUUGUCGAAUCCGCCGGCGUAUUCAGCUCUAAUGAAGACCGGGAUGACUUGGCGACAGCUGACAUCAAGUACCUGUUGGUCCCUUACUACCGCGGCAGCUUGCUAUCGGCAGCGCCUGUGCAGGCAAAUGGCACGGCUGGCCCCAGCGCUGCACGUUUGGCGGCGGUGCAACGUGCUUUGCCGGCCCUGGGGUCCUUCCUUCAGCGCUGUGAGCAGUACGACUUGCUGGGAGCCCUCGGUCGUACGGCGAUGGACGCAGCCAGCGGAGCACCCGUGGACCCCGCCACCAAGCGCAGCUAUAAGGUGGAAAAAUUCAAGCGCGAGAAGGCACUGAAUGCGGCUCUAGGGGCGCUGGAGGCCCGGCGGCUGGCGGCUGCGGCUCAGGAGCGGGAGGACGAAGCCGGGUCGUCCGGCACCGCUGCCCCCGCCAUCAAAUCAUCCCUUGCCACGUCUACACCAGUCUCCUCCUCCACGCAGCAGCAGCAGCCCUCCUCCGGCGGCGCUGGUGUCAUGGAUGAGGAGGACGAGCGGCAGCUGUGGGUGUGGCGAGUGGAGCUGGCGGUGCUGCAAGCAGCAGACCUGCAGGCCUCACUUAGGCAGGAGGUCGAGCUCUUGCAGCACGUGGCAGCGCGCGAGGAGGCGGCGGCGGCAGCAGCUGGCCCGGGGCCCUCCUCAUCCUCGGCAGCAGCGGCGAAUCGCGGUGCAGGGAGUGCUGGGGAGCCGAGCGAGGCGGAGAAGGCGGCGCUGCUGGAGAAGCUGCGGGGCAUCUUCCGGGACCUGGACGGCAGUCGGAAGGAGCAGAUCAAGCGGGAUGUGUUCAAGCCGGGGCACAUCCUGCCUACCAUGACGGUGGAGGAGGCGGGCGAGAUCGAGUGCCGGGAGGCAAUGCAACGCGAGCAGCGGCAGCGCAAGCAGGAGGAGAAGGAGGCGGCGCGAAGGGCGGCGCUCGACAGCGACGAGGAGGAUGCGGAAGACAAGGCCAAGCAGCGCGCCUGGGAUGACUAUCGCGACGCGCACCCCAAGGGCUACGGCAACAGCAAGGCUCGGCCCUGCGGCUAGAGGGCAGAAACAGUGCGGCCAGUGGUGGAUUGCAUGCUGGGCCAGUGGUGGGUCGCCUGCUGGGCCAGUGGUGGAUUGCCUGCUGGGCAGCUGCCCAGUGCCUACCUGCUGCCCAGCAUUCCACUGGCGAUGUUGCCAGGAUGUCGUGCUUCAGUUCUAGAAUCUGUUCCGGAAGACAUCGUGUAGGUCUGGAUUGAUAGGUCUUUUGCUCUUCAUGCCGAGUUUGAACCGGGGUUGGGAGCGUCAGCAGUGAAUGGCUGUGCUGGGUCACAUCAACUACAUGUACUUGCUUGCAGGAAGUUGUGCCAUUAAAUAUUGCAAUAGGAGGUUUAGCGAUUACCAAUGACGAUUCAAGCUAUGGUUUGCGCUGCGUGGACAUUGCUGGUUGCGGUAGAGGUUGCGGCAUGGCGUCACGUGUUUCUAAGCAGGAUGGAAGCCGUGGUCCCUCUCUUGCUAGCUAAGUAGCUGCGGGUCGCAUUACUACUUUACGUCCCCUCACGUGUUAUGGAGAAGGUACUCUGCGGAAUACAGCU
Astrephomene gubernaculifera is the source of this 1895-nucleotide messenger RNA. NCBI's taxonomy places the organism in Eukaryota, Viridiplantae, Chlorophyta, Chlorophyceae, Chlamydomonadales, Astrephomenaceae. The record is from the annotation of a GenBank genome assembly.